AUGAAGUUCGGUCAGCAGCUCCGCCAGUCCUUGAUCAAGGACUAUUACUGGCACUACAUUGCUUAUGACGACCUCAAAGCCGCCCUCAAGAAGCCCUUCGUUAAUGGCAAAAGUGGCGAGCGCGAGUCGUGGACCGACGACGACGAAGCCAACUUUAUUCGGUUGCUGGAGGCCGAGCUGGACAAGGUCUUUACGUUCCAGAAGCUCAAGAGCCAGGAGAUAAUAUCAAGGAUCAAGGCGGCCGAGUCCGAAGUCAAACAGGUGGUCGAACGGCAAGAGCGCCAGAAUCAGAAUGGCUCAGAAGCCGACGAGGAGCUCGAGAACGAUUUCGACCUACUAGAAGCCGACCUUUCCGACAUUAUCGCUGACGUUCAUGACCUGGCCAAAUUCACACAACUGAACUACACGGGGUUUCAGAAGAUCAUUAAGAAGCAUGACAAGCAAACCCAGUUGAUCCUACGUCCUUCCUUCGCGACCCGCCUCAAAGCAAAGCCCUUCUUUCAAGACAACUAUGAUGCCUUUAUCGUCAAGCUCUCGAAACUCUACGACCUGGUCCGCACGCGGGGCAACCCGGUAAAAGGAGACAGCAGCGCCGGCGGUUCCCAGCAGAACUUUGUCCGUCAAACAACCAAAUACUGGGUCCAUCCGGACAAUAUCACAGAGUUGAAGCUCAUCAUCCUCAAGCAUUUACCUGUCUUGGUCUUCAACCCCAACAAGGAGUUUGAAGAAAAGGAUUCUGCCAUCUCAUCCAUCUACUACGACAACCCGGAAACAUGGGAGCUGUAUAUGGGUCGUCUCAAGAAGACCGAAGGCGCCGAGGCCAUCCGCCUUCGAUGGUACGGUGGCAUGGAAAACGAGACCAUCUUCGUGGAGAGGAAGACUCAUCGCGAAGAUUGGACAGGGGAAAAGUCUGUCAAAGCCCGGUUCACGCUGAAAGAGAAGAAUGUCAAUGCUUUUUUGAACGGGACAUUGACCGUGGACGAGGUCUUUGCGAAGAUGCGAAAGGAGGGAAAGAAGAGUGCCAAGGAGAUUGACGACCUCGAACAGCUCGCUCGAGAGAUCCAAUACCGUGUUAUCAGCCGGAAACUCGUCCCCGUGACCAGGUCUUUCUACCACCGCACGGCGUUCCAGCUUCCAGGUGACGCCCGUGUGAGAAUAUCAUUGGACACCGAAUUGACCAUGGUCCGCGAAGAUAAUCUUGAUGGCCGACAGCGCGCCGGUAAGAACUGGCGACGAAUGGACAUUGGGAUCGACUGGCCCUUUCCCCAGCUGCCUGCGGAGGAUGUUGAACGAUUCCCUUACGCCGUCCUUGAAGUCAAGUUGCAGACCCAAGCCGGCCAAGAACCACCUCAGUGGAUUCGAGACUUGACGGCAAGCCAUCUGGUCGAAGCUGUCCCCAAGUUUUCGAAAUUCAUCCAUGGCACCGCCACCCUUUUCCCUACCCGCAUCAAUCUUCUUCCGUUCUGGUUCCCCCAGAUGGACGUUGACAUUCGGAAACCUAUCACCCACCGCUUCGGCAUUGAACGACCUGCCAAUACAGCCAGCUACUCAACCAGUGAUGUCGAUGAGGACGAGUAUGAUUCAGACGAUCCAUCAGCUGAGGCUCAGACCACUGGAAAGACCACACCCAUGUUUGAUCCGUCUGAGGAGACCGACGAUGAAGGGACAAGACGCUUGAAGGCCGCACGACGAGCACUCGACGAGCAUAGUCGGGCUCAGAACCGAGACGCCGUAGAAGACAGCUAUGCGGCACCUGGCAACUCUUUAGACGAAGAAGAAAGAGUCGCGGCCAUACGUGUUUCGGACGAGUAUCUGUACGACUCGGAAGAAGAAGAUGCUGAAGACGAGCUCGAACAAGCCCGCCAGUCCAGCUCGUGGAAAUAUUACCCCUUGUUUCUGAAGCAGCAGGCUCACCUGGUUGGCGAUCGUGUGCUCAACCUCUUCCAGAAAAUCCCUGCAACCACCCGUUUACCACAGAACGGAGGCAUUGCCGGCGGCAGAAACCAGCUCACCGGGCAAGUCCAAGUGAAACGCUUCAAGGCGCCCAAGGGCAAACGCAUCCAUGUGCCCGUUCGUGUGGAACCAAAGGUUUACUUUGCUGCCGAACGCACCUUUCUCUCGUGGCUGGAAUUCAGUAUCAUCAUCGGCUCCAUUGCAGCGGCGCUUCUAAAUUUUGGAGAUAAUGUGAGUUUGAUUUCCGCCUGGGGGUUUACGAUUGUCGCUUCCGCAGCAUUGAUAUAUAGUGUUGUCAUUUAUUAUUUGCGGGUGCAGAUGAUUCGCAAGAGAAGGGCCAGUGUGUCGAGGUACUAUGAUAAAUAUGGGACAACGGCGUUAUGCUUGGGGUUGCUUGCCGCUACCGGGGUUACAUUUGUCUUUCGCAUUAAGGAGGAUGGAUGGUUCCAGCAGACCUGA
Fonsecaea erecta is the source of this 2412-nucleotide messenger RNA. RefSeq lists its product as hypothetical. Gene Ontology annotation, cellular component: vacuolar transporter chaperone complex; fungal-type vacuole membrane. Gene Ontology annotation, biological process: vacuolar transport; polyphosphate metabolic process; vacuole fusion, non-autophagic. The transcript has 2 exons. Bases 1 to 2412 code for a protein of 803 amino acids. The record is from RefSeq and is a predicted model, not a curated record. NCBI's taxonomy places the organism in Eukaryota, Fungi, Ascomycota, Eurotiomycetes, Chaetothyriales, Herpotrichiellaceae.